ACUGUAUGUACCAGCAUUACAGCCCUCUAUUUCAUGUGAGCAACAUCUUGGACCAGCUGCUUGUGAAAAGAGAAGUUUCCUUUGGCUAGAACACCAUUUUUAAAUUCAGAAUUAAGUAGUGUAUCAGUGUGUAUAGUUGACGGCCUUGCAGAGUCACCGCGCUUGGCCAAGUCGCUUGUUUAAGCUAUGCUUAGAAAGGCACGGUCUAACAAGAGCUGCGACAUGCAAGACGGCCAGGGUUCCCUACCAUCCACCCUUAAUGCCUUUGCUUUCCCAGCCAAACUCUGGCGUAUGGUAAACAAUGCCAAGUCCAACGCCGUGCGCUGGUCCGACUCUGGCGAUGUCAUCCUCAUCGAUCGGCAGAUUUUUGAGAAUCAGAUCCUGGCUCGCCAGAGCAAACCCUCUGAACACCUAGACACCUUCAGAGCCAAGCACUUCGCCAGCUUCAUCCGGCAGCUCAAUCUCUACGGCUUCAGCAGGGCCAGCUGGGUCAGGAGGGCAGAGGGCGUUCGUCACCAGUUUUUCCACCCUUACUUCAAACGUGGACACCCCGAGCUGCUGGACAACCUCAAGAGGCUCACUGUGAAGAACAAGAUCAAGUGGAAGGCGGGUUUGAGCGCACCUUCAAAACCAAGAGGACGACCAAGGAGAAUGUAUGAAUUUGCUAAUGGCCAAGCGCAAGAUGAUGGUCCAGAGAGCCAUGGUUCUGCCGUGGACGCUCGAAUGAUGGCCUCAAACACAGAAGACGGUGAUGUGAUGGCUGUCACUGACGUCUUCAACAAAGCUCCAGGCGCCAGCGCCGCUGCUGCUCAGCAGACAACCCAGUGCUACUCAUCUUACAGCUUCUUUCCCUCCACCUAUUCUGAGCUCUUCAGCGCUCCUCAGUGGUCCAGCCAGAACUUUGGAGAUCCAUUCCACAUCCAUCCUAGGAACAACUACUCCCCUCCAAUGAUACAGUUCCUCCAGGGGCAGAACACAGCCGUGUCCGGUUACUACGAGAAGCCUCCCUUUCCAGCAAAUCUGCAGCGACCUCUGAACAUGGCUGACACCUCUGUCUACAAUGCUUUCCAAAGUUACCCUACUCAUGGCAUAUUGGAACAACAUGCAUCCUGCCUUCCUGACCUAAAACCCCUCGAUCUGAUUGAGGUCAUUGCUGAUGAAGACUUGGUUAGUGAAGUCGCAAGCAUGGAGACUCACUAAUGUCCUGAGCAUUUGUGGCGUCAGGAUUUUCUCCCUCUCAUUUCAGAUCCAUAACUUUGGAUCUCACACUCAUCUGCGGUCUGUAUUUUUGUUGUGUGUAUGGCACGAACUUAAGCUUGUUGCAGAGCUUAAAGGGCUUCAAGACCACCUCUCAGUCAUGGGCGGAGAAACAGGUCUAACUAAUAAUAAUAAUUAAUAUUCAUAACAUUCACAAAACACUAUGUGAUCUUUACCCUUUAUUGUCUCAAAAUUUGAAACGUCUAAUGUUUCUUGGAAAAACUGAGCUGCGCUCACCUGUAUAAAUGCAUGUAUUGCAUGUACCUGCUUUAUGCUCUUAAAAUAUGGGCAAACAACCCAGAAUAACUAUUUCUCCCUCUUCCUGUGGGACAAAAUGGCUUUGAUCAAAGCAUAAUGAUUAUGUUAUUCCACUGCUGUACACUUUAUCAGGUGGCAAAAUUUGUGCAAGAAUAUUUUUUAAAAACUAAGUAGCACGAAGACAGAUUUAGGAGCGCGCACAUGUGCACGGUUUAACAUGUCAAAAAUCGACACGACAUUUGUUACUUAGGGCAAUUGAACUGUUUCUUUAACAACUUGCGCCUAUGUAUAUAUGCUCUCUGGUCACCUGUAAGCUUUGUAUCAUCAUGCAAACCCAACGUAUCAUGUGGUGAAGUGUAUAGCACGAGAUUUACAGCCAAACCACGUGCUUUUACUAGGGAAUUUGCAUUGCAUCUUUAUGCCACAAGGAGGAGCCCUGCACUUGUUAUUCAGCAGGGCUGCUCCGCCCUUAUUGAGUGUCAUGCUGCCUUCAUGUGUAAUUCGGAAAACCCUAAUACAUUUCUCAUAAAACGUUAUGGUUUUGUGAUUUAAUGUAAUCAAUGUCAAAAAAUGAAUAAAGUAUAAAGCGCCUAAAAUUCUUGUUUCUUU
This is a messenger RNA of Synchiropus splendidus (mandarinfish), 2124 nucleotides long. It is a transcript of the gene hsf5, whose product is annotated as heat shock transcription factor family member 5. The coding region runs from base 187 to 1200 and encodes 337 amino acids. Gene Ontology annotation, biological process: regulation of DNA-templated transcription. The record is from RefSeq and is a predicted model, not a curated record. The transcript has 7 exons. Gene Ontology annotation, molecular function: DNA-binding transcription factor activity; sequence-specific DNA binding. NCBI's taxonomy places the organism in Eukaryota, Metazoa, Chordata, Actinopteri, Syngnathiformes, Callionymidae.